AUGACCCAAGGGCAUUCAUGGCUGCAUUAUCGAACUCUGGGUUCGAGUCCCGCUGGGGGCGCUGAUGAGAUCAGUUCAGGCGAGGUCAAGGCUGCAGUCUACUCCUGCUGGGGUGGGAAAAUCUUUUUGGGAGGUAGGGCUACGCGAAAUUCAAUGAAAACUUAA
Messenger RNA from Protopolystoma xenopodis, 165 nucleotides. The record is from the annotation of a GenBank genome assembly. Lineage: Eukaryota; Metazoa; Platyhelminthes; Monogenea; Polystomatidea; Polystomatidae.